Jatropha curcas is the source of this 2131-nucleotide messenger RNA. RefSeq names its product Heavy metal transport/detoxification superfamily protein. Gene Ontology annotation, molecular function: metal ion binding. Lineage: Eukaryota; Viridiplantae; Streptophyta; Magnoliopsida; Malpighiales; Euphorbiaceae. The record is from RefSeq and is a predicted model, not a curated record.
AAAGAUCUCUCAGUAGGAUACCUUGCCCCUUCUGCAACCGAACCCUCUCUCUCUCUCUCUCUCUCUCUCUCUCUCUCUGUAAAAGAAAAAGUUUUAAAAUAGUAGUAGUACUUACCCUGAAGAAGCAGCAGAGGAAGGGUAGCUAAAAACAGAAGUGUUAAAUGCUCACCACCCACCGCUUUUAGCCUUCUAUCUUUCUUGUAACCUAACCUUGUAGCUCAGUCUUUCUUAUUCUCAGCUUUGAAGCGACCGCUUCAUUUUUUAAAAUCUCUCUCUCUCUCUCUCUCUCUCUCUCCCUCUCUUAUCUCAAGUUCUGCUUUCAGUUCUCUGUUUGAAACAGAGAAAAUGAGUAAACAAGAGUCAAUGAAGAUGCAGACUUGUGUUCUGAAAGUGAAUAUACAGUGUCACUGUGAUGGUUGUAAGAAGAAAAUAAAGAAACUUCUGCAAAAAGUUGAUGGGGUAUACAAUGCUACAGUUAAUGCAGAGCAAGGAAAAGUGACUGUAGCAGGAAAUUUUGACCCAGCAAAACUCAUAAAGAAGCUUGAGAAGUCAGGGAAGCAUGCUCAGAUAAUGGGAGGUCCAAAGGGUUUCAAUAACUUCCAAAACCUUCCCAACAAUCAGUUUAAGAACAUGAAAGUGGAGAAUGGUAAAGGAGGUGGUGGUGGAGGCAAAGAUAACAAAUCUCAAAAGGGUGGAAAAGGAGGCCAACAGCAACAGCAGCAGCAGCAAAUGCAGCAAUUUAAAGGACCUAAAGAUCUGAAAAUGGCUCAUAAAGACCAGAAAUCUGUCAAGUUCAAUCUGCAAGAUGAUUAUAUUGAUGCAAGUGAUGUUGAUGAUUUUGAUGAUGACUUUGAUGAAUUUGAUGACGACUUUGAUGAUGAAGAUUUUGAUGAUGAAGAUGAUGGGGAGUUUAGUCAUGGUUAUGCGCAGGGACAUGGUCAUGGUCAUCAUUUGCCUAAUAAAAUUACGCCUGCGAUGAUGGGUAAUGUCAAUAGACCACACGGCCCCCCUCAUGGUAUGAUGAUUAAUGGGCCUAUGAAGGGUGGUGGAGCAGGUGGUGGUGGUGGUGGUGGGGGAGGAAAUGCCAAGAAAGGAGGUGGUGGUGAUUUUGAAAUACCUGUGGUAAUUAAGGGCAAAGGUGGAAAUAAUGAUAGUAAGAAGGGUAACAGUGGAAAGAACGGCGGUGAUGGUGGCAAGAGUGGUCAUAAUCAUGGCAAAGGAGGGAAUCAAAAACAAGAAAGUAAAGAGAAACAUGGUGGUAAAAGUGGGGGUAUUGCAGCGUUCUUGGGUUUUGGUAGGAAAAGUAAAAAUGGAAGAGAAAGUAGUAGUACUACUACUACUGAUAAGGGUAGUACCGGUAAUGGCGGAUCAGCUGGAAACAAUCAUAAAAACGGGGUCAAGAAAGGUGGAGGCAAAAAUGAUGGGGUCCAUAAUCCUAACAAAACCAAACAAGUGUACCAUGACAUUGAUAUCAAUGGCGCUCAUGGACCCAAAAGCAUGGGCCAGGUCGGCCAGGUGAGGCCCAUGGGAAAUUAUAGUGGGAUGGCUAAUUUUCCUGCAGUGCAAGGACUGCCUGCAGGAGCACCACCAGCAAUGAAUGGUGGAUAUUAUCAAGGAAUGGGGAUGGGAGGAGGACCCAAUCCUUACAGUAAUCAACAAUAUAUGGCUAUGAUGAUGAAUCAACAAAGGCAAAAUGGGAAUGAUAUGUUUCAGCCAAUGAUGUAUGCCCGGCCACCGUAUCCCGCUGUUAAUUACAUGCCGCCUCCGCCGAUGCCGUCCCACCCCAUGUCUGAUCCUUAUGCUCACUUCUUCAGUGAUGAAAAUGCCAAUAGUUGCAGUAUAAUGUGAAAUCUAAAGUUGCUAGAGGCUAGAGUAGUUUAGUACAAUAAUGUUGUUAUUUUUGGUUAUUUGAGAUAAUUUGAUAUGAGGUUUUGUAAUGGGUGAUUAUACAAAAAAGGGUUUAAGGUUUUAAAACUUGCCUUCACCUAUGUCAUGUCACUUUUCUAUGAUCAUUCAAACUCCUCAGUUUGAUAGCAAAUAUUUUUUUUUUCUUUCCCAAUUUUCAUUUUAAAGAAUGUAUAUUGUAUUAUGGCCUAUUAGUGCUUUCAAAAAGAUGUAUCUUUUCUUUUUC